Molecule: messenger RNA, 336 nt
Organism: Castor canadensis (American beaver)
Lineage: Eukaryota; Metazoa; Chordata; Mammalia; Rodentia; Castoridae
Gene: Rps29
Product: ribosomal protein S29
Biological process (GO): cytoplasmic translation
Cellular component (GO): ribosome; cytosolic small ribosomal subunit
Molecular function (GO): zinc ion binding; structural constituent of ribosome
Source: RefSeq, a predicted model, not a curated record
GGUGUCUCAAAAAGUUGAAGAGCGCAGGCGUGUCCUGUCUCUUUCCUUUCUUCUCGUUGGACGUUUGAAGGCAAGAUGGGUCACCAGCAGCUCUAUUGGAGUCACCCGCGAAAAUUCGGCCAGGGAUCUCGUUCUUGCCGCGUCUGCUCGAACCGGCACGGUCUGAUCCGGAAGUACGGGCUCAACAUGUGCCGGCAGUGUUUCCGUCAGUACGCGAAGGACAUCGGCUUCAUUAAGUUGGACUAAGUGAUCUUCCUUGAAUGGAUUAUCCAAGACCAUACCACUCAAUGAAAGACUGUAUUUGUACGUAAAAUAAAAAUUUAAAAAGUCGUUCAA